CCAGCCUUUCCGCUUCCCGUAGUGAUGUUCCCAGGCGGGUGGGCGGGCGCUAGUACGUCAUCUGGUUGCUGAGCGUUAGGGAGAGGUUUGACCGACAGCUUAAAGGGAAAUUCCUGCAGCAAAGGCCAGGAACUGAAAUAGUGGGAAAUGGAGGACUUCAACUUACACUACAGGUUCUUAAAUUGGAGGCGACGAAUAAGAGAAAUAAGAGAAGUACGAGCAGUACGGCAUCAAGAGAGGUACAAACGCAUUCUUGUCGAUGGAGACAUACUGAGUUAUCAUGGAAAUGCUGAUGAAGUUGGCUGUUACGUGGCACCUCGUCCUUUGACCAAGGAGAAUCAUUAUUUUGAGGUAUGUAUAGUGGAUACUGGUGUAAGAGGGACCAUUGCAGUAGGAUUAGUCCCUCAGUAUUACAAGCUGGAUCAUCAACCAGGAUGGCUUCCACAUUCUAUUGCCUACCAUGCAGAUGAUGGCAAGUUGUUUAAUGGAAAUGAGGUGGGUCAGCAGUUUGGACCUAAGUGUUUUACGGGUGAUCGAAUUGGUUGUGGAGUCCACCCAGAAUCCUUUGAUAGAGGAAUGGCAACUGUGUUUUUCACAAGAAAUGGCAAAGAGGUGGGAAAAAUACACUUCAUCAAAGUUGAAGCAUUUAUUCAACCCAGACGUAUCAGGAUAUUGUUCCUCUGUCCUCUGUUACAACCGAUCCCUGGGCGAGAGUCCAUGACUUAUGAUUGCAGAUGGGACACCCCUAAAUGAUUAUGCUCUUGGCUCCCCUUUCCUCACUUGACA
Messenger RNA from Rhincodon typus (whale shark), 786 nucleotides. RefSeq names its product SPRY domain-containing protein 3-like. The transcript is spliced from 5 exons. Bases 148 to 753 code for a protein of 201 amino acids. The record is from RefSeq and is a predicted model, not a curated record. Lineage: Eukaryota; Metazoa; Chordata; Chondrichthyes; Orectolobiformes; Rhincodontidae. Gene Ontology annotation, molecular function: protein binding.